AUGGCUCCAGUAGCCUUACAGAAGCUUACUGCAUUGCAGCGGGCUCGUGAAGGCGAAAUAGAAGGCUUGCGGCAGAGGUUAACAAGCAAACCGCGAGAUACGCUUACGAAACGAGUCGUUAAAUCGCGACUUGACGCUCUAAAUGAAAUUUGGACAGAGGUUCGUAAGGCUCACGCUGAGAUCAUCGUUCGAGAAAACGCGGAUGCCGACCCGUACGUCACCGAUGAUUGGUUCGGGCGAAUUCAGGGUGUAUUCAGGGUUCAGGGCGAAUUCAGGAGUCGCGAAGACGCGCUCGUCCUCCCAAAACUCACCUCGCGUCUCCCAUCGGAUAGAUUUGGCGAUCUAGAUUUGCGACAAUUUGAGGGUCUUGCGCUGGUGGAUCCGGACUUUUCGGUUUCCCAAGAUGUAGACGUGAUUUUGGGCGCUGAUGUUUAUGGCCAGUUGCUCCGUCCCGGCUUGAAACGGUUCCCUACCUCACAACUUGUCGCUCAAAGUACGGCUUUUGGUUGGGUGAUUUCCGGUAUGGUGCGGUCCGACAAACGGCGGGCGGACAGGGCUCACUCUUCCUUGCCAACACGGGCACUUCAUUGCUUGGGUGAGCCGGAUUUGGAGCGGGUCCUGCGGCGCUUUUGGUCUCUCGAGGAGAUUGCUCCGAAUUCGGGUGGAUUGACGCCCGAGGACGAGAUGGCUGAGCAUUUGUUCGGGGAGGCUCACAGUCGCGACUCGCGAGGUCGGUGCGGGGUCUGGCUUCCUGUGGGACCGGAGCAUCCUAGGGUGGCUAACGAGACUGGAUCAAUGGCGCUUAAAUCUCUCUCUGGUAUGCAACGUCGACUGUCGCGAGACGCUAGAUUGGCUGAGGCAUACGGUAGCUUCAUGAGGGACUACGAACGCCUGGGACAUAUGACUCGAGUCCCGGCCUUAGAAAUACGGUGCGAGGACGCGUGGUACCUUCCACAUCACGCAGUGAUUCAGGCUUCAGGUGACAAAUGGAAACUUCGCGUUGUGUUUGAUGCCUCUCGGACAACUCGCGAAGCGCACUGCCUGAAUAACUUUUUGUGGUCAGGACCCCCCCUCCAGAGCGAUCUGUCAUUGAUCCUCUCAAAUUGGCGAAAAUACCGUUUUGCGUUUAUCGUGGACAUGGUGAGGGUGUUCCGGCGGGCUCUGGUCGUGCGCGAGGACCGGGAUCUGCAGAGGGGUGUGUGGGCGACGAUCGCUGACGCCGGUCCUGUUGAUUACCGUUUGAAUGCUGUCGCGUGCGGGACGACUUGUGCCCCAUAUCUGGCCAUCCGCACGCUUUCGCAGUUGGUUAUUGAUGAGGGGGUUGACUUUCCUCUCGGAGCGGUGGUGUAA
Neodiprion virginianus is the source of this 1350-nucleotide messenger RNA. RefSeq lists its product as uncharacterized. The transcript has 2 exons. Bases 1 to 1350 code for a protein of 449 amino acids. The record is from RefSeq and is a predicted model, not a curated record. NCBI's taxonomy places the organism in Eukaryota, Metazoa, Arthropoda, Insecta, Hymenoptera, Diprionidae.